UUUUUGUUCUGGAUAUUCUUCUUCUGUCCAGUGGCUUCUGCUACAUCCUAUGCUUCGAGAAGGACCCUAAAACUUGUGAGCCAGCCUCUUCUGAGCAGAGUUUUCUUCUUUGCUAGUCGCUACAAUAGUCAUCUUAGUGCUGUGGCCACAGUUGGAACAGAACCAUUGGAAACUACUUCGUCAUCAUCGUUCAUUUUCUCAGCUGAUAGUGGUGGUGCAGAAGAAAGGGACAAGAAAAAAGAUGAUAGCAUUUUUAUCAAAGCACCGAGAUCGAAGCUCCAACAAGAAUCAUCCUCAUCAUCAGUGACAAUGCCCAUGUCAUUCAUGACAGGUUCUAUUGUUGGCAUGAGAUUCUACAAGCAGGUCACCACAAGGCAAGCUGAUGAUGGCAAUGGUUGGACUGUCAUGCUAGAUUAUAGAACCCUCAAGACACCAGCUACGAGAGCCCACAAGCUGCCUAUGCUAGCCCUUGCCAAGGCCAUUGCAACCGAAUGGGAAUAUCAGCAAACAGAUGGAAUCAGACCCUUUACAAUGCCUCUUAUGAAACUUGCUUGCACUACAUUGGAGAGAGUUCCACUCACACGGACAAAAAUUAUCGAACACUUAGUGAGGAAGUUUCAUCAGGAUUUGGUUUUCUGCCGUUCUCCAGGCGACAGUGAUCUGACAAGCGGAGUCCUUGAGCGACAAGUGGAGAAAAUCAAUACUUUGCUAAAUUGGGUAGAGUCUGAGUUUGGCUUUAAGCCUGUUGUCUACUCUAGCUUUUUUGGGGGGAAGCAAGUGGAUGGUCUUGUUAAUGCCGUUGAACAUCUUCUAAAGAGCACAGAUGACUGUGAAUUGGCUGCUGUUGAUGCAAUGGCUGCAGCCGCACAUUCCCUAAUAAUUUCUAUUGGGAUUUUCCGGGGGAAGUUGCAGAUUGAGGAGGCCAUUGAGUUAAUUAGACUUGAAGAAGAUUUACAGGUUGAUCGAUGGGGGCUGGUGGAUGGUGGACACGAUGUUGAUAUUGCUGAUCUAAAGGUGCAAAUCUCAUCUGCUGCUUUUUUCCUUGGACUUUCAAGGAUAGUCUAAAGUUCUCUCUCUCUCUCUCUCUCUCUGGUAUUUUGGUUUGGAAGAUUUGGAUGACACGGCAAUGGAUAUUUUGUUGUAGGUCAUCAAUAAUUUAAACCCCCCACCCCCCCACCCCAAACUAAGAAAAGUAGAAAUCAAGAAUCAAAUAACGCACUCUGCAAGCAUGGUAACUCAUUGUUCUCCUAAUUGAGAUAGGAAAGUUGACUUUGCUUCUUCCACCUGAUUCGAUUU
This is a messenger RNA of Macadamia integrifolia, 1296 nucleotides long. RefSeq names its product ATP synthase mitochondrial F1 complex assembly factor 2. The record is from RefSeq and is a predicted model, not a curated record. NCBI's taxonomy places the organism in Eukaryota, Viridiplantae, Streptophyta, Magnoliopsida, Proteales, Proteaceae. Gene Ontology annotation, cellular component: mitochondrion. Gene Ontology annotation, biological process: mitochondrial proton-transporting ATP synthase complex assembly.